AUGGGAAAUUAUAUUGAACCUGCAAGACAAGCCAUAUUUGAUCAGUUCUACAAGAUGGAUUUAUCUGAUUUUUACAAACGUGUGUCUACAGAGGUUAAAAUUCACGCACUAUCAUUUCUUCCACUCAGAGAUUUAUCAAAUUUACUACUCAUUUCCAAACCACUGAAUCUUUCGAUAAAGAGUUCCAAUGAAAUACUAUCAAUAUGGUAUAAGGAGUUGUUUUCAAUGGCAAAGAGGAGUGAUUCUUUCAAUUUUCUUAAUCAUGAUUUCAGUAAGCUGCCACCGUCUUUGAACCAAGUGAGGAUUCCAGUUUCCUUUUGUGAAAAUUUGGAUCAUGCCAAUUAUUAUAGAUUAAAAUGGGCAGGAGGAGUUGAGAAGGAAAGAAAUGAGAAAAGGAGAGUAUCUAAUCAGUGUGUAAGAUCUUCAUCGUUUGGAAGUGUUCAUUAA
This is a messenger RNA of Naegleria gruberi, 447 nucleotides long. RefSeq lists its product as uncharacterized. Bases 1 to 447 code for a protein of 148 amino acids. Lineage: Eukaryota; Heterolobosea; Eutetramitea; Acrasida; Naegleriidae. The record is from RefSeq and is a predicted model, not a curated record. The transcript has a single exon.